AUGUCCCAGGAACAUACACUACCAGUGACUGUCUCUUCUGUCACCAGUCAGAAAUCCCUCAAGACUGUUUCUCCUCCAGCCCAUAUCCAGCAGGAGCAAGUAAAACAGCCAGCUCCACUAUCUGCCCCAUGCCAGAAGAUGCCCUCCGAGCUGCCAGUGCAGGGCCUCUCAGAACUCCAGGAGAAACACACAACCCCUGGAAAGGGACAGCUGGAACAAAAGUGUGUGCAAGAGCAGCAGACCGUGGAGCCUCAGGAGGGGCAUCUGAGACAGCAACAGCAGGAAUUGCAGGAUCAGAAGUUGCACCAGGGGCGGCAGCAGCAGCAGCCUCAGGAACAGAUGCUGCAAUUGUGUCCAAAACAGCAGCAGCAGCAGCAGGAACCUCAGGAGCAGAAGCUGUACCUGAAUCCCCAGCAGCAGCAGGAACCUCAGGAGCAGAAGCUGCAUCUGGGUCAGCAGCAGCAGCAGCAAGAGCCUCAGGAGCAGAAGCUGCACCUGGGUCAGCAGGAGCAUCAGGAGCCACAGGAAUUGCACCUGGGCAAGAAGCAGGAACAAGAACCACAGAAACAGGGACCAAAGCUGGGGCAAGUGCAACAGCAAGAUCCACAGAAGUUGGAGCUGCACCAGGUACAGCAGCAGCAUCAGAACCCACAGGAGCAGGAACUUUACCUGGGCAGGAAGGAACAGCAGGAGCCACAGGAACAGGAACGAAACCAGGAACAGCAGCAGGACCUGCCUUCCAACCAGCAGCUGCAACAGAAGCCUCCAGAGCAAAAACUCCAUCUGGGACAGGAGCAGGAGCCACAGGAGAAGGACCUGCACCUGGGUAAGAAGCAUCCACAGGAGCCGCAGGGACAGGAACCGAAGCUAGGGCAGCCACACCUCAGACAACAGCAGCCACAGAAGCUGCAGGAGCCAGAACUGCAUCUGGGCAAGAAGCAGGAGCGAGAGCCACAGGAAGAAGAAGCUGCAUCUGGGCAAGAAGCAGCAGCAGGAAUCACCACAAGAGGAAAUGAACGUGGACAAGAAGCAGCAGCACAAGUCACAGGAGCAGGAACUGAACCUGGGACAUCACCAGCCACAUCCUCCACAGCUGAAGACCAUCAGGAAGCAGAAAGCCAAGAUCAGCAACGUAAGGGAAAGAAAGCACAAAAGGAGCCCCGGGAAGAGACGCGACGGCUCUUAGACCCACAACUGGAUCAUGAGUUAGAAAAGAGAGAUGAGAAACAGGGAGAGAUGAAGGAGCCAUUGCUGGAGCAACAGGAACAGCAGGAGAAGCAGCUGGAGCAAUCAGUGCCUGCCCCCAUCCCUGGCCAGGUUCAAGAGGCCCAGACAGUCCAACUACUGAAGGGAGAAAGUUUGCUCCCCACGGGGGAACAGGAGCAGAAGCGGGACAUUCAGUGA
Messenger RNA from Dipodomys spectabilis (banner-tailed kangaroo rat), 1404 nucleotides. RefSeq names its product involucrin (gene Ivl). NCBI's taxonomy places the organism in Eukaryota, Metazoa, Chordata, Mammalia, Rodentia, Heteromyidae. The record is from RefSeq and is a predicted model, not a curated record. Gene Ontology annotation, cellular component: cornified envelope. Gene Ontology annotation, biological process: keratinocyte differentiation.